Messenger RNA from Melitaea cinxia (Glanville fritillary), 12330 nucleotides. RefSeq names its product cytoplasmic dynein 2 heavy chain 1 (gene btv). Gene Ontology annotation, biological process: microtubule-based movement. Lineage: Eukaryota; Metazoa; Arthropoda; Insecta; Lepidoptera; Nymphalidae. The record is from RefSeq and is a predicted model, not a curated record. Gene Ontology annotation, molecular function: ATP binding; dynein light intermediate chain binding; minus-end-directed microtubule motor activity. Gene Ontology annotation, cellular component: dynein complex. The transcript has 77 exons. The coding region runs from base 1 to 12330 and encodes 4109 amino acids.
AUGAACGUAAUUCGUGAAUUUAUAUUAAAUGCGACAGAAAAGUUCCUUUGCACAGCGAUACAAGACAUAAACAGAAAAAACGAAGAUGCAUUACUGGAUUUCAUUAAUAACUCUCAAACAUUUGUUCUUCAAACAUGCAUUGAUAAUGAUCAGUCACUUUUAUUUUCUACAAAGAUACAACCAGGCAUGAAAAAGUCAAUAAUAUUUUAUAAAACUUCAUCACAAGAUUUGACUGGUCAAGACUCUCUCAAUGCUAUAAAUAUGGUUACUUUGACUACUGAUGCAGCGGAGUCUUUGUAUCAAAUUUUAAGACAAAUUUAUAAUCCUUUACUUGUCGUAGGUGAAGAUCUGUACUCACAUAAGCUUCAAAAAAAUCUCUCAGAUUUAGAAGCCCACUUAAGAGUGCUUACCCAUGGCAAGAAACAGGAGAACACGAAAGUCAUUUUAACCAUUCAAGAUGAAGUGGAUUACUGGAAAAUGAUGGCAGAAAAUAGGGAUGCCAAUAAAAAAGAGAGAGAAGCUGCCUCUUCGUUUUGUGUCCUAUUUAAAGAUGUUUGUGAAGAAAUUAGAUCCUUACAAGUCAGUCCAAUGCAGGAAGUAAAAGAUUCAGCGGAGAAUAUUGCCGGAAUACUAGAUGAUGUAUGGAGAUACACAGUGCUCCCAUAUUCCAUGGAAAGAAUGAUACAUAUCUUUGACAUUAUUGGACAUGUUAUCUGCUCAGUUACUCAAAAAACCAUAACAAAAAUAGACCCUUGGAAGAUUUAUGACUGUUUUAAAGAUAAUGAGAUUUUAGUACUUUUGGCAGAAGGGCUUAGUGUUGUACAAACAUGGAUAAGUGCUUGUAAAUCUCUUACGGAUACUUAUUGGCCGAACUAUGCCUUACAUCCUUGGAAAGGCGAAACAUAUAUUCCUAACUUCUGUAUUAAUUUUGAAACCAGGCUUAAAGAGGUUAACAACAUUAGAUCGACUUAUAAUCAGUUAGUUAAACUCUUAACUGAGAACGAGAAGGCCGAAUUGAAUAGCCAACAGUUUUUAGAACCUUUUCGAAAUAUUAAUAUUUGGAUAUACAAUGGUCCGAAUCCAAUGUGGGAAUCAGCUGUUGCAAGUUUUUCAGCGAAAAUAAGACCUGCUGAAAUGAAAAUAACUGAAAAAUUGAAACCACGCAUGAACAACUCCUCUACUAAGCAGAUGUUGUAUGAAUUCAUCAGAUACAAAACUCUUAUAACCAGGCCGCUAGUGAAACAUGCUCUCAAUGAUGAACUGGACAUAUUCGUGAACUCUCUCCUGGCGAUGCUGAAAGCGAUACAGAAGCAACUGGACUCGGAUGAGGUCGACAUGCAGAUGUGUCAGCCGGUAGAGAUGUCGCCACUUGUACAGAAAGUCCAGUGGGCCAAGCUGAUGGAGGCUAAGGUUAAAGAAAUAGAAAUGUGCAUCGAAAAUUAUCUAGGUGAAUUUGAAAAUAGCACAACAGCGCUUAAGCUUGCAUCUAAACUAUUGACCGAUCUGAAGACAAUGUACACGCAGUUGCACGAGGACUGGUGCAGGGAUAUUCAGGCGCUGGCGCGCGCCGCGUCGCCCGGCGCCGGGCCGCUGGUGCGCUUCUCGCGCUCCGAGCGGCUGCUGGAGGUGCGCUUCGAGCCGCGCCUGCUGCGUGCCGAGGCCGAGGCGCGCGCGCUGGCCGCGCUGGCGCCGCCGCCGCCCGCCGCCGCCGCGCUGCGCCGCCUGGCCGCGCCGCUGGCGCACGCGCGCGCGCUGCACCGGGUGGCGUCGUUCCACAACACGCUGGGCGAGCGCAUGAUCCCGUCGACGCGUCCGCUGAUGCUGACGGCUGCGCUGGAGCUUUCCGCGUUAGUCCAGGAGCAACAACCGCUGUACUGGAGCGACGAUCAACGCCUCGCCGAAUACACUGAGCGUCUCAAGCGAGUAGUACUCAAACUGGAGGCUCAGAAUACCUACUUGACAGGGCAACAUCUAGCCAUACGAAAUAUAGUUGAAAAACUUAUAGAUACCGAUCUUCUCGCCGAACAAAAUGAGUGGAAGAAAGGGAUAAAAGAUAUAAGAGAUAUUAUAGAAAAGGUGGAAGCAAAUGGCUACAAGAACACUGAAAUCUGGAGAUCGCACUGGGAUCUCCAACUGUAUAAGGCGCUUGAAUAUCAAUAUGUCAAAACGCUUCUCGCUCUUCACAAGCAUUUUCCUAAAGUAACGGUGGACAUGGUGCUACGCGACUGUAGUGUCCGACUGCAGCCACCGAUCGAACAAAUCCGCGUGCAGCACUAUGGCCAGCUACGCCGCUUAGUGGCGCUUCCCAACCAUUUCGUCGGCUUGCGAACUAAUAUCGCCGAUGAAAAGUCCAUCUUUUCAUCCAUUGUUGAUAAGCACGGCUGGCUGGGCAACCGCGCCGUGCGCUCGUUGGAAGCGGCGCUGGAAGGCGCUCAGCGCGCGUGCGGGCGCUGGGCGCGGCGCGCGCCCGUGGCCUGUGCGCGCGACCUGGACGCGCUGUGCGCCGCGCGCCUGCGGGUGCCCGCGGACUGGGCGGACGGCUUCAGGGCCUGCAAGGCGCUGGGCCAGGCCGUCGCCAAGAUGACCUUUGACGACGAGAAAAUAGAGUGGAUAACUAUUGGAACGGUAACUUUGCGUCGUGAAUUCGAAGCCCAGUCGCGUAAUCUGUGGGCGAGUCUCAUGUCCAGCUUGCAGGCGAGCUGUCGGAACGACGCCGCUGCGCUAGACACUUUUAUGGCCAAUGCUGUUAUCACACUAGAAGAUAAAGUUUUACCCCGAAACUCGAAAGAGCUGGCUGAAAUAAGUGCCAAACAGCAGGCACUGCAGGAGAAAAUGCCUGAGAUGGAGAAAACAGUGGAAGAUUUAAAAACAAAAGGCUAUUUACUUCGGACCUGGGGCGGAGAUUCUUCGUUCGAUAAUACUAUACGCGAGUGGGAGAAACUACGUGAGCAAAUUUUGAGCCAUCGGGAAAUGUUUGAACAUCAGGCCGAAAUGGUGAAAUCUAGCCUGAAAGGGUCGUGGGAGAACCUGCACGCAGAAGUAGAGGCGUGGCUGUCGCGCGCGCGCUUCGAAGUGACGAGCGGCGGCGGUCGCGACGACAUGCCGCGGCGCGCGGCCGACGCGCUCGCCGCGGCCGCGCAUGCGCAGCGCCUGGCCGAGCAGCGGCGCCGGCUGCAGGCCGAAUGUGAAAAGUUCAACAUGAAACUAGAAAUUUCUGACACGUGGAAGGAGGCAGAAAAAGUUAAAGAUAAUCUAAUAAGCACUUGGACGAUAUUAAAAGAUUAUAAUGAUGAAUUCGAAGAGCUCGCUGGCCAAGCAUGGUUAAUAUUUCAAAAGAAACUUCAUCUUCUUGAUGACUUCGUGUCAAAAUGGAACGGGCUUCUGGAACCGUAUACUACAGUCACAUUGUUCAUAAAGCAAGAUUUGGAAAACUAUUUUGAACUCACAACAGCGUUAAAAUACUUACGCGGGACUGAUUUUACCGAUAAUCAUUGGCGGGAAAUAUUUAAUCUCCUUGAAAUAGAAUAUGUCAAGCCUGAAACGUUAAUAUUAAAAGAUUUAUUGAACGUUGCGCAGAAUAUUAAGAAACGUAUGAAGGAAUUACAGAAAAUUAGUGCUACGGCGUCAAGUGAAGCGAAUGUCCGUAGCGCGAUCAACGAGCUGGAGCUGUGGUUCGCGGGCGCGCGCCUGCUACUGCUUGCGAGGGGGAACGUCCACAUCGUCUCCAACUACAAAGAAGUCGUCGCUAAGGUGGAGGAGCAGCAGUGGGUGGUGUCGGCGGCGGGCGCGGCGGGCGCGGCGUGGGAGGCGCGCCUGGACGCCGCGCGCCGCCUGCUGCGGGCCGCGCACCUCGCGCAGCGCAGAUGGCUUUAUUUAGAACCAAUCCUUAGCAAUGCUGACGGAGAUCUAGGAGUCAAGUUCCGCAAAGUUGACCAAGGGUUCCGACAAGUGGCCCGGAUUAUAGAAUCGGAUCCUCGCCUUUCAGCUCUAUUACAGUCUACUAGACCUCAGACGAUGCUUGACACUAUUUUAGAGCAAUUAAACGCUUGCCAGUCAGCAUUGAACGACUACAUUGAUGAAAAACGUUCAACAUUUCCGAGAUUAUAUUUUCUAAGUGAUGAUGAUUUACUCGAACUCCUUGGUCAAGCACGAGCGGGAGCUGAAGGUAGAGAGACGGUAAUGCAGUCUCAUUUAAAGAAGCUGUUCCCGGGUAUCACAGGUGUGCACCUCGGCCCCGGUGAACUAUCAAUUACGUCUCUAUGCAGCCACUUCGGUGAAACGUUCCAACUAGAACAUCCGGUUGACAUAGAUUGCUCUGUUGAGGUUUGGUUGAAAAAAUUAGAACAAGAAAUACAUUCGUCGUUGAAGACCAUGGCGCUAAAAUGCUUAGUUGCAAAUACUUUGCGAGACCAAGAUCCGUUUUCGCUGCCGACGCAAAUACUGUGCUUAGCACAGAACAUUAGAUUCACCGAAGAAACAGAAAAGGCUAUUAUAUCAAAAGAACUGCACAAAUUAAAAGAUAAUAUCGAAAAAGAAAAUGUGUAUUACGCUGAAGCAGAAACGGAAAAUAAAUGCGAGAAAUACAAGAAACAAGCUUUGAUAUUGCAAUGUGCGUAUUAUGUGUCCGUGGUGCAAAGUUUAAUUGAGAAUAAUGUAGUGACUACAAGCGAUUGGUUUUGGCAGAAACAACUAAGAUUCUACCUACAAAAUGGUACGGAAAUUAUAGCUAAAAUGGGGUUAGCUCAGAUUUCGUACUCCUAUGAAUAUCUCGGCGUCAACACCGGACAGUUUGUGCGAACUGAAACGACGGAUGAAAGUUUUCUCAUUCUAACACAAUCUUUACAUCUUGGAUUAGUAGGUAAUCCGUUCGGCCCCGCUGGAACAGGAAAAACAGAGUCGGUUAAAGCUUUAGGAAGUUUAUUUGGUCGCUUGGUGCUAGUUUUUAAUUGUGAUGAAGCCAUGGACGGGCAGUGCCUGGGGCGGCUGCUGACGGGCGUGGCGCGCUGCGGCGCGUGGGGCUGCUUCGACGAGUUCAACCGCCUGCCGGCCGCCGCGCUGGCCGCCGCCGCGCCGCAGCUGGCCGCCGUGCUGCGCCCCGCCGCGCCCGACCGCUCCGCGCUGCUCGACGGCAAGCGGAUACAAGUGUCGGAGUGGUGCGGCGUGGCGGCGACGAUGAACCCGGCGGCGCGCGGGUACGGUGGGCGACGCGCGCUGCCGCCCGCCCUGCAGCACGUGCUGCGGCCGCUGGCGCUGCGGCCGCCCCCUCGCGCCGCGCUCGCCGCACGGCUACUCGCCGCUGAGGCCACGCACCCGCACCUACGUCCCGAUGCACUCGCCGACGACUUGGACGCAGUAUUCACACUUGCUAGCUCGCUGCUGAGCGCACAGCGCCACUACGACUGGGGGCUGCGCGCGCUGAAGGCGGCGGUGGGCAGCUGCGGCGCGGCGCUGCGCGCGCUGGGCGGCGGCGAGCACGCGCAGGCGCGCGCGGCGCUGCGGGCCGUGCUGCGGCGCGACGCCGUGCCCAGGCUCACCAGCCACGACGCCCAAUGUUUCGAAAAUAUCUUGGCCAUGGUUUUCGCGGACGUGCCGGAGAAAGAAUCCACCACAGAUCCGGUUUAUUUAUCACUCGAAAAUACAGUAAAACAACUUGGUCUAGUGCAUAAUAAGUUUCAGAUUCAAAAAUGCAUGGAGCUCUAUGAACAGUUGCAACAAAGAAUGGGUGUCGCCAUUGUUGGUCCACCGGGAUCCGGUAAAACCACUAUUAGGCAAAUCUUAAAAGCUGCGCUGACUCAGCGGGGCAAGUCCGUGGUGGAGCACGUGAUCUGCCCCAAGGCCAUGAGCCGGCGCGAGCUGCUGGGGCACGUGGAGCGCGACACGCGCCAGUGGAGCGACGGCGUGCUGCCCGCCGUGGCGCUGCACGUGUCGCACCAGGCCGACGACGUGUGGUCGUGGGUAGUGUGUGACGGCGACAUAGACCCCGAGUGGGUGGAAGCGCUGAACUCGGUGCUGGACGACAACCGCCUGCUCACGCUGCCGUCGGGCUGGCGGAUCGCCUUCGGGCCGCACGUCAACUUUAUCUUCGAGACGCACACUCUCGACCACGCCUCGCCGGCCACCAUCUCCAGGAUGGGGAUUAUACUCUUUAGCGAUGAAAACAACUGUUCGCAAUAUAUUUUGGAAAGUUGGGCACAAAAUAAAGAAUUCGAUAAUGAUAAUGCAAAAUUAGCUGUGCCCUUACUGACUGAAACAGUAAAGAGAUGCUUGAAGUGGCUGGCAGGGCAUAGGUCUGACGUCACUGUGAAAGAUUGUAACAUGUCUUUGGUGAAACAAAUAAUCGCGCAGUUUGAAUAUAUAGCCUCGGAAUUUACAUCAAACACUGGUCCUACUAGUCCGGAGGAAAUGGUGUGGUCGGCUGUGCAGCAGAGUGUUAUGGGGUUGAUUAAGGAAAACGCUGUUAACAGUUUUUAUGAAGAACUUGAAAUACCGUCAGCGCGGGCCCUAGCCGUGGGAGGCGACACGGGAACAGGAGAGUGGGCGGACGCACUACUUCGCUCUACGCGCAUCCGUGCCUUCGAACCCGCUCUGUUUGCCGCUAUACGCUGCCAUCACGCAAUCAUCAUUGGGCCUGAAGCCAGCGCUAAAACGCUUUUAGCAGAGUAUAUCCUAAAAGAAACCAAUUCUACUGUUGUAACAAUAGACUGCACACCGCACCUGGAACCGAACGACAUCAUUACGGAAUUGAAGCGGUCGGCGGCGCGCGGCGCGGGCGUCACGCUGCUGCUGCGGGCGCUGCACCGCGCGCGCCGCGACCGCUGGGGCGUCGCGCCCGUGCACUGCUUCCUGCUGCAGCUGGUGCGCGGCGGCGGCUGGUGGGCGCGCGGCGAGGCCGGCCCGCAGUGGACGGCGGCGCGCGUGCGCGUGUUGUGCACGGCCGACCGCGCGCCGCUCGCGCCCCGCCUCGCGGCCGCGCUCUACCCCGUGAUGCUCCCUGAAGCUGACGACGACGAAUUGCUGGAACUAUUGAAAAGUUAUCUAGCAGAGAAUACUAAGAAUAUAACCGAAGCAGAUAUUUCAAGUUUGUCUAAUAAUAUGUUAACACUGUACAAAGAGGUGACAGAGACCUUCAAGUCUCUACCGCAUUACAAAUGGAACCCGUCGCAUCUUAAACAGUGGUGUGAGAAUAUAAAAUGGUUUUCUCCUUGCGACUUCUCACAAGUUGUCAUGGCUGUGAACGCAGUAGCGAAUAUGAUAUUUAGGAACAGGCUUGUCACGGACGAUGAGAAGUCUCAGUAUAAUGCAAUGGCUCGAAACAGUUUCAAAACUAGCGAUGAUGUUUACUUCAAACCAAAACUGCGCAGCGAUGGCAUUUACUUGGAACCAGUCGAUUACAAAGAUUGGUACGAAAAUACUCAGAAGCUAAUAAACCAAUGUCUAACUGACGAUGAGAACUGUUUCGGCGAAACCGGUAUUGAAGUGUGCAAGGAAUUAUCAGUAUUAUGUCCAGUGAUUGCACUGGCGGCGCUGACGAGCGCCAGCGAGGGCACGCGCACACUGGCCGUGCUGGGCGAGGCGGCGGCGACGGCGGGCGCGCUGGCGAGCGUGGAGGCCGCGCUGGGCGCGCGCUCGCCGCUCGCGCUGCCGCCCGCCCUGGCGCCCGCCCUGGCGCCGGCGCCGGCGUCCGCGCAGCAGACGCAGCGCACGUUCACUAAUAUGAAACAAAAUCUAGGUAUAGUGAUUUGCUUGGACGCAGAGCAGGACAACUUAGCUGAGUUGUUAGAUUCGUACCCGCUGCUCUACAACGCAAGCCUUCUAUGCUGGUGUACGCACUGGUCGGAUACGACGCUGGCAGAGACACCAACGCUUAUCGCUCAGAGACUCGCAAAAGAGAAUUGUCUACAAAUGUCCGAGGAAGACUUUAAACACAUUCCAGUGCAAGGAUUCGUAGAUAUAUACAAGAGUUUGGAUAACGAUCGAGUUCGCACGCCGUCUCGGUACACACAUUUCAUAAAAACGUUUUACAAAAUAUUCAGCACUAAGAAACAGACUUUGUUACAACGGAGCAAUACCUUAACUGCUGGAGUAGAAGCAUUACGUCGCGCUCGUAGCGAAGUAGCGAGGCUACAGACAGAGGCAGCAGAACAGGAAAUCGAACUAUCCGAAAAACAGGCGAAAGCCAACCAAGCUCUGGAUCAGAUAGGAGCUACCGUCCGCGCCAACACUGACAAGAAAGAAGAAAUGCAUCAAUUGAAGAAGAACAUUGAAAUGGAAAACGAAAAGCUGCAGAUUCGAAAGAAGGAAAUCGAAGAAGAGUUAGCUUCGGUCGAGCCCGUCAUAGCGGCUGCUCGGGCUGCGGUCGGCGACAUAAAGCCUGAAUCCCUGAGCGAAGUACGGUCGCUACGCGCGCCGCCCGAUGUAGUGCGCGACGUACUGGAGGGCGUGCUGCGGCUCAUGGGCAUCGCGGACACCUCCUGGCACUCCAUGAAGAACUUUCUUUCCAAGCGAGGCGUCAAGGAGGACAUUCGCUGCCUGGAUGCGAGCCAGAUAAGUGCGGAGGCGCUGCAGUCGGUCCAGCGGCUGCUGCAGCGGCGCGGCGCGUCGUUCGAGCCGGCCGCCGCGCGCCGCGCCAGCGCCGCGUGCGCGCCGCUGGCCGCCUGGGUGCGCGCCAACCUGGACUACGCGCUGGCUCUGGCGCGCGUGCGGCCGCUGCAGGAGCAGCAGCGGCUGCUGCUCAGCAACCUGCGGCGCGCGGAGGCCGAGGCGGAGGCGCUGCAGGGCGGGCUGGCCAGCGUGGGCGAGCGCGUGGCGGCGCUGCAGGCGCAGCUGGGCCGGCACUCGCGCGACGCGGCGGCGCUGGAGCUGCGCCUGGCCGCCGCCGCGCGCGCGCUGGCCGCCGCCCGCGCGCUGCUCGGCCGCCUCGCGCACGAGGACGCCUCUUGGGAGGCCGAUUUACAAAACAUUUCUCAAGAAAUACUGGAGCUGAAUCAACGUUCACUAUUAGCGGCUGGUUACCUUACAUUUCUUCCUGAUUUAUCCGAACUACAAGCCAGGGACUACUUGACAAAAUGGUGCUCGUUGAUAAACUUCGAAGAUACUUCAUUUUCUAUCAUAAAUUUUCUGUCUACACCAGAGAAGCAAUUAAAGUGGGAAGCGGAUGGCCUUCCAUCAGAUAAUUCGGCGUUUAAGAAUGCCAUUUUCAUCGACCAGUACUUGGAACGUUUGACGCCGUUGACACCGUUGCUUCUGGACCCGGACGGCGAGGCGGAAACGUGGCUUCGCGCCUCGCUAGCAAACGCACCUGCAGACAUAAUGCCACAACAUGCACCGCGCCUUGCCACCGCGCUAUCUUGCGCGCUCAGGCUGGGGCGCACGCUUGUGAUCACGGAGGUGGAGAGCAUCGAGGAGUGGUUGUGGAGCGCAGUAAGCUCAGCGAACGGUCGCGGGCGCGUGCUGCUGGUUGCACGGCGGGACGCGCUCACUGUGCCGCCGUACGUACGCGCCUCGCUAGCUCCGUUGAACUUCGCCGCGCGCCUGCACACGCUAAUCGAUCAACUCGUAAACUACGUGAUGCAGAAGCAGAACCCCGAAAUGACCGAAAAAUUGAAGGAAAUCAAACUGACGAAGGCCACGCUACAGAAGCAGCGCCACGAGUUGCAAGAGAACCUGCUGCGCGAUCUGUCCGGUAAGGCGGACAUCCUACACGACGAGAGCCUACUGGCGGCCCUGGAGAGCACGCAGAGCUCGGGCGCCACCGUCGCGGCGGCGCUGAGCGCAGCGCGCGAGCUGGAGCGAGCGGCGCGCGGCGCGUGCGCGGCGUACGAGGCGAGCGCGCGCCGCGCCGCCGCGCUGGCGCUGGCCGCGCGCCGCGCCGCCGCGCUGCCGCCCGCCACGCUGCUCGAGGAGUUCGCCUCCGCCGCCGCGCGCCACUCCGCUAGCAACUCGAACGAAAUAAACGAUGAGGAGAUUGUGAAACACUUCACGAGAAGGAUAAUAGAACGUGUGCUACUGAGCCUACACAAAAAGGAUAAAUAUAUCGUUGUUAUGCAUUUACUGCACCAGGUCUACGACAAUCUGAUCCCGAAAAAACUCUGGCAAAUUUUCCUAGGAGACGUAAAUAUUAUUGAAGAUACGAGUGUGGUUAACGAUAUUAGAAAACGAUUCCAAUGGAUCGACGACGCUUGCAUCAGAAAAGUUGCACAAAUAAAGGUUCAAGAUGAAAAUUUCUUCAAUAAACUCUCACUCGACAACUCUGAUAUGUGGAUAGAGUUUCAACAAUCCGGAGACCUCCACCUCGUUAGCAAGUUGAACCUGGAACCGUUUGAGGGUGUCGUAGCCGUGAUGGCGCUGCGGCCGGCCAGCUUGUACCGGGCUAUAGUCGGCUUUGUCGAUCAAGUCUUAGGUACUAGACUCCUACGUUACGUACUAUGUCACUCAACUAAAUUCAAGGAUAUUCGUGAUAUAUUUAUAACACAUGAUAUAUAUGAAUUGGUUGCAAACAAGCGCGCGGGCGCGCUGGGCGGCGGGCGGGCGGCGGAGCGCGCGGCGCGCUGGGCGGGCGCGCGCCGCCCCGUGCUGCUGCUGGCGGCGCACGCGCACGACGCGCUGGCGGCGCUGGCGCACGCUCAGGCGCGCACGCUCCUCACGGUGGGCGCGGAGCAGGGCCCCGCGGCGUGGCGCGCGGCGGCGGAGCGCGCGCGCGCGGGCUCGUGGCUCGCGCUCGCCGUCGGCGCCGCGCCUCUCACGAGGGAGCUUUUGGCCUUCGUUGCUGCGCUGACCGAGCGACCGGCGAGUGAUUUCGAUGAUGAAUUCCGACUCUGGAUACUGGCUGAAGAUCGUGAGAUUCCUUCAACUUUGGCCAAUACCUGCGUUCAUGUCGUUCUCGAAUCCCCGGAGGGUGUAAAGCGCAACGCAUGCAGCACGCUGAGCGCGUGGACAGGCACGCGCGAACCAGUGCCCGUAGCGCGUUUUCUUGUCGGCCUCGCGCUAUUUCAUGCCCUUGCACAGGAGCGCCGCGCAUAUAUCCCACAAGGCUGGAGCCGCUGGUACGAGUGGGAGUGGGGCGACGUGAGCGCGGGCGGCGCCGUGGCGCGGCAGGCGCGCGGCGCCGCGGCGCGCGAGCUGUGCGGCGCGCUGUACGCGGCGCGCGUGGACCGCGCCGCCGACCGCUCCGUGCUGCACGGCCUGCUGGCGCGCGCCCUGCGGGACCCCGCGCCCGCGCCGCUGCCCGCCAGCGAGCACAUACAGGUCGCCCGAUUGAAAAACUCAAAUAUAAAACUUCUAUUCACAAAAAAUACGAAAUAUAUCAGAGAACCGAGGAGAAUAAACAAACUGUCUCCACAGGACUAUAUAACGGCUCUGGAAGUUCUGCCCGAUAUCGACACGCCAGAAUUACUGGAGCUACCCGCCAACUGCCGCGCGGCGUGGGAGGACAACGCCGCGCAUAACAUUCUGACUGGCCUACGAGGUUCUAUACUAGUUACUAGUAAUAUUCCGCUGCUAAAAUUAAACUCAACCACCAAUGUGAACAUGGCUGAUGUGACAACACCAAUAAAGACGUUUUUAUCUUUGUGGAAGAGGUUGAUGUCCGGAUGUCCCCUUAUUAAAGCUGACUAUCGUAUUGAAAAGGCGGCGCGCGGCUGGUGGGGCGCGCUGAGCGCGAGCGAAGUGCGCGACGCCGCAGCCGCCGCGCGCGCGCUGCACGCCGAGCUCGCGCGCCUCGCGCACGCGCCCGGCGCGCGCCUGUUCGCGGUACCAGACGAGUGGCAGCUGUUGUGGUCGGGACCGAGUGCUCCGGAAGCUUACAUUAAGGAAUUUUGUCACCGAGCUCGUGCCGCUGUCGAUAGAAUUAAUGCCCCUGAAUUUAGCGAGGAUUAUAUGCCCGCAGAGGUAGACCUGCGACAAUUUCUGCGACCAGAGCGUCUGCUGUGCGCACUGCAAGCGCGCACGGCCGAGCGACGCGCCUGCCCUCUGCGGACACUCGCGCUGUCUGUCAAGUGGGAUUGCUCUCUCGCCGAGGCGACGGACGGCGCAGUGCUGGUGCGCGGGCUGCGGCUGAGCGGAGCGGAGUGGGCGGCGGGGCGCGGGGCGGCGGGCGGCUCGCUGAGCGCCGCGCGCGCGCGCUCCCCGCCGCACGCGCCCGCGCCGCCGCUGCUGCUGCGCUACGUGCCCGAGAGUGCGUGCGAGCGCCGGGGCGCGCCGGUGCCGCUGUACGGCGGCGAGGCGCGCGAGGCGCGGCUGGCGCUCGUGCGCGCGCCGCUGCACGCCGGCCUGGCGCCGCCGCGGGCGCAGCUGCACGCGCUCGCGCUCUUCGUCGCGCCGCUCGACCUCUGA